AUGGUGAAACGUUUUAACCAAACAUUGGAGAGAUAUUUGGCCAAAUUUGUGGAGAAUAGACAAAGGGAUAGAAAUAUCCAACCGCUCCUUCUAUCGUACCGCAGUGCAGUUCACAAAAGUACGACUGUGACGCCGGCGCUCGCAAACUUUUGGAGGGAAUUGAGGCUGCCUACGGACUUAAUCACUGGCACUCCACCUGACACUCCUUGUAGUGUGACAGAGUACGCAAAUGAUUUGCGCAGCAAGAUGAACGAAGUGCAUGAAUAUGUCAGACAGUCAGGCCAACAAGCCUCUUCGAGGAUGAAGACCCGCUACGACAGGAAAGCAAAUCAUCAGGGAUUCGCGGAUAGUUCCUUAAUGUUGGCUACACAACCCAGUUUGAAGCAAAGGGAAGUCUCCUAA
This is a messenger RNA of Bombyx mandarina (wild silkworm), 402 nucleotides long. RefSeq lists its product as uncharacterized. Gene Ontology annotation, molecular function: nucleic acid binding. The record is from RefSeq and is a predicted model, not a curated record. Lineage: Eukaryota; Metazoa; Arthropoda; Insecta; Lepidoptera; Bombycidae.